Messenger RNA from Solanum dulcamara, 2298 nucleotides. Its product is annotated as anaphase-promoting complex subunit 7. The record is from RefSeq and is a predicted model, not a curated record. Bases 150 to 1835 code for a protein of 561 amino acids. Gene Ontology annotation, molecular function: protein binding. Gene Ontology annotation, biological process: cell division. The transcript is spliced from 18 exons. NCBI's taxonomy places the organism in Eukaryota, Viridiplantae, Streptophyta, Magnoliopsida, Solanales, Solanaceae.
AGUUUUCCUCUGCAACCUUAGCUGGGAAAAGGGAAUUCAAAAAAGCGAGCGGCUUCGAAUUUAGCUACUCUUCGCACUCGCUCUCACAGUAUCAGACUCCAUAAGCUCUCUGUCUCUUCUUCACGAAGCUAAAUUCUCAUCAUCAAACGAUGGACGUCCCGAAAGACUACAUGACUACUCUAUUGGAGCAUGGCUUGUUCGCUUCUGCUCAAAUGCUCGGAUGUUUUCUUGUUUCGUCGUCUUCCAUAAGUCUUGAAACAAGUCCGCACCUCAAGGCUGAGAAUUUGGUGCUCCUUGGCGAUGCUUUAUUUCGGGAGAAAGAGUACAGGAGAGCUAUUCACACAUACAAGCAAGCAUUGCACUGCCACAGAAUAAUUCCUAAGCAAAAUGCACCAGCAGUUAGAAGUUCACUAUCUGCAUCUACCAGGUCAUCAUCGCCAAAUUCUUUCAACAUUUCAACGAUUAAUGAGAAUGAGGUGAAGUUCAAAAUUGCAUCAUCGCAUUGUGCACUCAAUGAGAAUAGAGCAGCUCUUCUCGAGAUGGAAGGAAUCCCAAGCAAAGCAAGAAAUUUGCAGAUGAAUCUCAUGAUGGGAAAACUUUACCGAAAUUCAAGACAUACUCGUGCAGCUAUUACAUGCUAUAAAGAGUGUUUAAGGCAUUGUCCUUGCAUCAUUGAGGCCAUUAUUGCUUUGGCAGAAUUGGGUGUUGCAGCUAAGGAUAUUAUUUCAUUGUUUCCACAGACCCCAACUCGAGGUGCAAGGUCUACUUUUGAUCAUUUUGAUUCAAGUCGUUGGUUACAGCGUUAUGUUGAAGCCCAAUGUUGUAUUGCUUCAAAUGAUUAUAAAGGUGGUCUGGAAUUCUUUGCAGAGCUUCUGCGACGAUUUCCCAAUAACAUACAUAUUCUGCUUGAAAUGGCUAAGGUUGAAGCCAUCAUUGGAAAAACUGAAGAAGCUAUGACAGAUUUUGAGAAGGUUCGAUCCAUUGAUCCAUAUGUUAUUACUUAUAUGGACGAAUAUGCUAUGCUCUUAAAGCUGAAAUCUGAUUAUUCAAAGUUAAAUAAGUUAGCACAUGACCUACUAAACAUAGACCCUACCAGACCUGAAGUUUUUGUGGCCUUGUCUGUCUUAUGGGAAAGGAAAGAUGAGAGAGGGGCUCUAUCUUAUACUGAGAAGAGCAUCCGCAUUGAUGAGAGGCAUAUACCAGGUUAUAUAAUGAAGGGAAAUUUAUACUUGUCAAUGAAUCGACCUGAAGCUGCUGUGGUUGCCUUCAGAGGAGCUCAAGAAUUGAGACCUGAUCUUCGUUCUUAUCAAGGUUUAGUUCGCUCUUAUUUAGCGAUUUCAAAGAUUAAGGAGGCACUGCAUGCUGCAAGAGAGGCGAUGAAGGCCAUGCCACAGUCAGCAAAAGCUCUAAAGUUGGUGGGUGACGUACAUGCUAGUAACACUAGUGGGAGGGAAAAGGCGAAGAAGUUCUAUGAAUCUGCACUAAGGCUGGAACCUGGCUAUCUUGGAGCAGCGCUAGCCUUGGCAGAACUGCAUGUCAUUGAAGGUCGAAAUGGAGAUGCUGUUUCUCUCCUUGAGCGAUAUCUCAAAGAUUGGGCUGAUGACUCGUUACAUGUUAAGCUUGCCCAAGUGUUUGCUGCUACAAAUAUGCUGCAAGAUGCCUUGUCACACUAUCAGGCAGCACUGAGGAUAAAUCCCCAAAAUGAAGCUGCAAAGAAAGGAUUGGAGCGCCUGGAGAAGCAACUCAAGGGAGUAGACCCUGAUGCUCCAGAAGAAGACGAGGAGAAUGAUGUUGAUGAUGCUGAUGCAGACCAGGAAGAGGCUGAGCUUUUAUGAUGGAGAAUGGAAACAACACAUCUUAAGCUCCUCUUCUUCUUCUGCUGCAUGUACUUAUAUGAGAAUUUGAUUCAGUAGGCAGGCAUCUGAUAUAAAAGCAGCAGAAAUCCGCUUCACCAGGAGUAGAUUCUUUGUGGCCUUCCAAAUAAGGUGCUUGUUGCGGCUGCCUCUUGCUUUACCGUGCAAAUCAGACUAUCCAGCAAGAUAGGCUCCUGUACCUUCCAGAGUGUAAUAUGGCUGUCCACAUGUUGUAAUUUAUUGUAGUCUCUUUUCUUGUCAAUGUAAAUUUACCCUAUGGAAGGCUGUACCAACAUUUUUGUAGAACUUCAAAAAUUUUGAACAAAUUGAUUGAUAUAGAACUCAUCUUAUGUGAGCUUUGGAAAGCAUAUUCGCUCCCAUCCUCAAAUAAAUGAGAAAGGUUGUAUUAGGUUUACAGCAAUCGAAAGAUGAUAUUUUUGAAUAC